Musca domestica (house fly) is the source of this 1007-nucleotide messenger RNA. RefSeq names its product phosphomannomutase (gene Pmm2). Lineage: Eukaryota; Metazoa; Arthropoda; Insecta; Diptera; Muscidae. Bases 105 to 866 code for a protein of 253 amino acids. Gene Ontology annotation, biological process: GDP-mannose biosynthetic process; protein N-linked glycosylation; mannose metabolic process. Gene Ontology annotation, molecular function: phosphomannomutase activity. Gene Ontology annotation, cellular component: cytosol. The record is from RefSeq and is a predicted model, not a curated record. The transcript has a single exon.
UUUAAUUCGCCGCAGACGUGGUAUUUUACGUGGUGCCCGAGCCGGUGAAUAACCAAAACAAAUUCUUCAAGGUUUCAAGUAAAACUGGAAAUAGUUUCAAAAAUAUGACAACUUUAAAACGGGAGGAGAUACUGUUGCUGUUUGAUGUCGACGGAACAUUGACUGUUCCUCGAUCAACAGUAACUCCAGAUUUCGAAGAGUUUAUGUACAAAGAAGUCAAACCACGAGCUACAAUUGGUAUUGUGGGCGGUUCAGAUCUGGAAAAAAUGUUCGAGCAAUUGAACGGACAUAAAAUCCUCGAAAAUUUCGAUUUCGUGUUCCCCGAAAACGGUCUGGUGCAAAUCGACAAAGGUCAAGAGGUUGGCAAACAGAAUAUUAUCAAACAUUUAGGCGAAGAAACAAUUCAGCGUUUUAUAAAUUUUGUAUUGCGUUAUUUAUCGGAGCUAAUAUUGCCAUUCAAAAGAGGCACAUUUUUGGAAUUUCGCAAUGGCAUGAUGAACAUUUGUCCAAUUGGAAGACAGUGCUCUAGAGAAGAACGAAAUAUAUUUGCCGAAUACGAUAAGGAGCACCAAGUACGCAGCAAGAUGAUUGAGGUGCUGAAAAAAGAGUUUGGCGAUGUGGAUUUAACAUACAGCAUCGGGGGACAGAUUAGCUUUGAUGUUUUUCCUAAGGGCUGGGAUAAAACAUAUUCCUUGCGCUACAUUGAGGCUAACUACAAAUUUAAGGAAAUUCACUUUUUUGGUGAUAAAACUGAGCCUGGUGGCAAUGAUUAUGAGAUUUUCAUUGACCCUCGUACAAUUUCCCAUAAAGUGGCGAGUCCCAACGAUACGAAACGUAUAUUAAAGGAAAUAUUGGGACUAAAUUAAUAUUACCAAACAUUCCAAAUGGAACGAAGUGCAUUUAUCGUGUUUUAUGAUGUUUAUUGUUAAGAAGUGAUACCAUAUGCUUUCCUUUGAAUAAAGUUUGCUGUAUAAAAGAAUAAAAUAUAUAAUUAAGAAUAAGCUGUA